GAUUGUCAAGACCAUAUUAAAAACAGGUAGCAGAGCAGGAAAAGUUAUUCUGACAAAUAGAAUGAGUGAGAAAUAGCUGUUUUUUUUCUGAAAAGAAGUUUUUGAGAUAUUGGCUAGUGGAACCAGAGGAGCAUUCUCUGCUUAAAACGCGAGGGGGAGUGUUACUCAGUCCAGUUCUCUCAUACAGUCAACGUUAGGGUCUUCUGCAGCCGGAAGCUCUCAUCAGCUGAUCCAGGAGAAGUAGAGCGACAGGGGAGCCAUCUUUUCCCGGCAGAGACACAUUCACCAUUACGGUCACUGUUGAUUUCGGGCUACAUUCGCAGACGCGCUGCCCGUUCGAGAUAAGUGUUUGAAGCGGAACCAGCCAUUUACGUAGCGAACAGUUAUGGCCGGGACACAGGCUCACAUCUAGCGCACAACCAAAGCUAAAACCCUGGAAGCAGUGUCUCCGACACGAAAGGGGCGAAUGUCGCGGACAUACAUACGGUGGUGAAGGCGACCGACGCCUGUGCAAGGCUUGGGAAGAUAGGUGGCAGUUCAGCAUGUAAACAAGUAUCGGCUUUAGUUAGCUAUGCUAUCGACGAAGCUCGGCUAAACAGUAGCCGAACCCGAGAGAACCAAAGAAAACAUAACCGACUCUUCCGAGCCGGGCCUAGGUUCGGUGGUGAUUCUGUGGUAACCCUUGUGUUCUUCGUGAAUCUGCUGCGGCCUAACGGCACCUGCUGAGUCCGUUAGCUUCCCUGCUAACGCCAGCACACAGCCCCAGUUCUUCAGGUCGUCGCCCGGGCCGUACACAUCUCUAAGCCGUCCUAGACUACAGACCGUACGUUGGCUGCUUUUUACUGGUCCGUUAAAACAAACCGAACCGACCCGAUGAUACGUGUGAACGGCACCGUUUGGCCUGAUGCUAGCUUUCUGAGCACUGGACUGUUUCUUCGCUGUGUUCCGUUCUCGUGAGCCGGACUUUAAUUUAAAGAUAGUGUCCGGGGAGGGGGGCGGCUAGGGAGGUUUGAGUGGAGAAAAACGUUUUCUGCUCCGCCAGCAGCGGCGUUUGUUGACACUCGCUGCUCUGUAAAAUGUAACUCGAGGCCCGCCGAAGCCUCUCAGCCGUGUUUCGGUCGCCCCUCCCCCGCUCCGUAGCUUCCCGUGCCCCGGGAUUCGGCUCUCUCCUCCGGCUCAGGAGCGUUGGUAGGCCGCGGUGCUUCCGGAGAAGUGAAGGUAAUGGAACUGAUGUUUGCCGAAUGGGAGGACGGAGAAAGGUUUUCCUUUGAAGACUCGGACCGAUUCGAGGAGGACUCUCUGUGUUCCUUCAUCUCCGAGGCGGAGAGCCUCUGCCAGAACUGGAGGGGAUGGAGGAAGCAGUCCGCCGGACCGAACUCCCCAACAGUCAAAAUCAAAGAGGGUCACGUCAUCCCCCUGGUGGAGCUGUCAGCCAAGCAGGUGGCGUUCCACAUUCCGUUCGAGGUAGUGGAGAAGGUGUAUCCCCCUGUUCCAGAGCAGCUGCAGCUCCGAAUCGCCUUCUGGAGCUUCCCAGAGAAUGAAGAGGACAUCAGGUUGUAUUCCUGCCUGGCCAACGGGAGUCCAGAUGAAUUCCAGCGAGGCGAGCAGCUCUACAGGAUCCGAGCUGUCAAAGACCCUCUGCAGAUAGGCUUCCACCUCAGCGCGACGGUGGUGUCCAGUCAGUCUGGGCAGUCCAAAGGAGCUUACAAUGUGGCAGUCAUGUUUGACCGUUGCCGCAUCACUUCCUGUAGCUGCACCUGUGGUGCUGGGGCUAAAUGGUGUGCUCAUGUGGUGGCUCUCUGUCUCUUCAGGAUUCACAAUGCCUCUGCCGUCUGUCUGAGGGCCCCUGUCUCUGAGUCUCUGUCCCGGCUUCAGAGGGACCAGCUCCAAAAGUUUGCCCAGUACCUUAUAAGUGAAUUGCCUCAGCAGAUCCUGCCCACGGCCCAGCGGCUGCUGGAUGAGCUGCUGUCGUCUCAGUCCACUGCCAUCAACACAGUGUGUGGAGCUCCAGACCCAACCGCAGGCCCUUCAGCCCUAGACCAGAGCACCUGGUAUUUGGAUGAGUCUACUCUGAGUGACAACAUUAAAAAAACUCUGCACAAGUUCUGUGGACCUUCACCCGUUGUUUUCAGUGACGUGAACUCCAUGUACCUGUCAUCCACGGAGCCUCCAGCCGCAGCCGAGUGGGCUUGUUUGCUGCGGCCCCUCAGAGGUAGAGAGCCUGAGGGGAUCUGGAAUCUUCUGUCUAUCGUCAGGGAGAUGUUCAAGAGACGAGACAGCAACGCUGCUCCACUGCUUGAGAUCCUUACUGAACAGUGCCUCAACUAUGAGCAGAUCAUCAGCUGGUGGUACAGUGUCCGGACUUCAGCCUCACACAGCAGUGCCAGUGGCCACACAGGACGCAGCAAUGGGCAGUCAGAAGUGGCAGCUCACGCCUGUGCCAGUAUGUGUGAUGAGAUGGUGGUUCUCUGGAGGUUGGCUGUCCUGGACCCAUCCAUGAGCCCCUGCAGACGCUUGGAAAUGGCCAAUCAGCUGAAGCAAUGGCACCUGAAGGUGAUCGAAAUCGUCAAACGAGGGCAACAUCGCAAGUCUCUAGAUAAACUGUUCCAGGGUUUCAAGCCCGCUGUAGAGUCUUGCUAUUUUAACUGGGAGGUGGCAUAUCCACUUGAGAGUAUUACCUACAGCAGCACAGAGAAAAAGAGUGCCAACUUCUGUUGGCCCAGGGCAGCACAGCUGCACAGAGGGGUCAAGACUACUGCAUCAGCUGGGGGUGAGCUCUUUGAGUCUGUAGGGGGCAGCAGAGUUGAGGGUGCUGAUGGAGGGGACUACAAAGAAAGAGGGGGUCACCUAUCACAACAGGAGAUGGCAGUGCGACCAAAGGAGACCAUUCUCACCAAGAGGAAAGGUCUAUCGCUAAGUGGAGGGGGAGGAAUGCUUGUUCGACUCGGGGGAAAUGUCUCACUGCCCCUGGAGGACAGUGGAGGAAAGUGCAUGUAUAAAGGUCCGUCGUCCUCUGGAGGGAAGCUGAAACUGGCACAGGGAGGUGGGAAGGGGACAUCCACGGCAGCUGUUGGAGGAACUGGAGCACUGGGAGGAAGCAAGCACACCUGUUCUAAAAGGAGAACUAGCAGCGAGGACAGCUCUUUGGAGCCAGACCUUGCUGAGCUGAGCUUGGAUGAUGGCUGCAGUCUGGCUCUGGGGGCUGAGGCCAGCAACACCUUUGAGUUUUUGCCCCCUCCUUCAGAGAUACUGCCCCCUCCAACCCCUUUGCUGGAAGACUCUCCUAAAUGCAAUGACAGCAAUGCAGUCAGCAAAGGUUUUGAGGCCAGCCAAGUGGGCAGCUCUUCUUCAGAGCCUCCGUCACGCUUUAUCCCCAAAGAGUCUGCAGCAACUGCUGUGGAUGAGCUCAGCUCUCCUGCAAAAGAAGCAGAAAGGGAGCUGGAACUCAUUCAUCACAGAGAAGAGAAUGUGGGCUUGGUUGGUAGCCACCAACCAUCCACCUUCAUAGCAAAAGCAAGUCCUGGUACUACUCAGACUUUGUCUGCACCACCAAGGGGCCAAAAGGAGGCAGCACCUGCUGAAAGGACUGCCAACCAAGGAGUUGACGAUGGAGCUGUAGAGCAAGAAGCUGUAGCAGAAGAUGACUAUCAGGCUUACUUUCUAAGUACUGCAUCGGAGGAAGGUGCUGAGAGACAGUUGGUUGAUAGUCACCAGGAGGAGGAGCCAGAUAUCUUUGCAGGGAUCAAACCGCUGGAGCAAGAGGGACAAAUGGAGGUGCUGUUUGCAUGUGCUGAAGCCCUACAUGCACAUGGCUACAGUAACGAGGCUUGCCGGCUUGCUGUUGAGCUCGCCACAGACCUUCUAGCCAAUCCCCCUGAUCUAAAGGUGGAGCAGCCGCAGACCAAGGGGAAGAAGAGCAAGGUGUCGACCAGCCGUCAGACGCAGGUAGCCACAAACACGCUUUCCAAAGCUGCCUUCCUGCUCACCGUCCUCAGUGAGAGAACGGAGCUCCACAACCUGGCCUUCAGCACUGGGAUGUUCUCUCUGGAGCUGCAAAGACCACCAGCAUCCACCAAGGCUCUGGAGGUCAAGCUGGCAUACCAGGAGUCUGAGGUGGUGGCGUUGCUGAAAAAGAUCCCUCUGGGUGUGGUGGAGAUGUCUGCCAUCCGGGGCCGGGCUGAGCAGCUGCGGGAUGGGAACCUCUGCGAUUACAGACCUGUGCUGCCUCUCAUGCUGGCCAGUUUCAUUUUUGAUGUGCUCUGCACCCCAGUUGUGUCACCGACGGGCUCCCGUCCACCAAGCCGCAAUCGAAACAACGAAAUGCCCGGAGAUGAGGAGCUGGGCUUUGAUGCUGCUGUUGCUGCUCUUGGCAUGAAGACCACAGUCAGUGAGGCGGAACACCCCCUCCUCUGUGAGGGAACCCGGCGUGUAAAGGGUGACCUGGCACUUGCUCUCAUGAUCACGUACAAGGACGACCAGAGCAAGCUAAAGAAGAUUCUGGACAAGCUGCUUGACAGGGAGAGUCAGACCCACAAGCCACAGACCCUAAGCUCCUUCUACUCCAGCAAGCCAGCAGUCGGUAGCCAACGCAGUCCAUCCAAACACGCAGCUACAAGCCAUGGGGGGAUGGGUUCUGCCACAGGUGGGGUGUCCAGGCAUAGCCAGCCAUCUUCUUCUGUCAGCAGUUUGGCUGCAUCUUCUAGCUCAUGUACUGCUGCAGUGCUGGCUGGCGAGGAGAUCCCUUCUCAAACUGAGCUAAGACUGGUCCAAACCAGCAAAGCUGGCGAGGACACUGCUGAAGCACGGGACCAAGUUUCAGAUGGGCUUCAGACUUCAGCUGAGCUGCAAACUGACCCUCCCUCAUUUAAACUGGAAGCAACAGUCCCAAGUCGGCUGGCUUUGGGGGGGCGUUGUGGGUACAGCCAGCGGUGCUGGGGCUCACCUGUGCGACAGAAAAAGAAGCACACUGGCAUGGCCAGUAUAGACAGCAGCGCUCCAGAGACCACCUCUGACAGUUCUCCCACCCUUAGCCGAAGGCCCUUGAGGGGUGGCUGGCCAGCAGCAUCCUGGGGGCGGGGCCAGGACAGUGACAGCAUCAGCAGCUCAUCAUCUGAUUCAUUGGGUUCCUCCUCCUCUAGCGGUUCUCGCAGGGCAGGUGGGGGUGCCAGGGCUAAGAGCGCUGACACCAGCAGGUACAAAGGUCGGCGUCCAGAAUGCCAUGCCCCCCACGUGCCUAAUCAGCCAUCAGAGGCGGCGGCUCAUUUUUUCUUUGAGUUAGCAAAGACUGUGCUUAUUAAAGCUGGAGGAAACUCUUCCACUUCCAUCUUCACUCAGCCUUCAGCCAGUGGGGGGCACCAGGGGCCUCACAGAAACCUGCACCUGUGUGCCUUUGAGAUUGGACUGUACGCUCUUGGCCUCCACAACUUUGUGUCACCAAACUGGCUGUCCAGGACCUACUCAUCCCAUGUAUCUUGGAUCACUGGCCAAGCCAUGGAGAUUGGCAGUGCUGCUCUUAACAUCCUAGUCGAAUGCUGGGAUGGACACCUCACGCCCCCAGAGGUGGCGUCUCUUGCAGAUCGAGCGUCUCGAGCCAGAGACCUUAACAUGGUGCGGGCUGCGGCAGAGCUGGCUCUCAGCUGUCUCCCUCAUGCCCAUGCUUUGAACCCAAACGAAAUCCAGAGGGCCCUGGUACAGUGUAAGGAGCAGGACAAUUUGAUGCUAGAGAAGGCUUGUAUGGCAGUAGAGGAGGCAGCAAAAGGUGGGGGGGUAUAUCCGGAGGUUCUCUUUGAAGUGGCUCAUCAGUGGUACUGGCUCUAUGAGCAGUCAGUGGGCGGCUCCUCAGUUCAGCAGCGGGAGACCUCUGGGCGCUGCGGAGCAAAUGGUGGGACAGGAAGGAGGCCUCCUGACUCCAGCUGCAGUGUUCUGGACAAUGGAAGCAAUCCAGAGUCUGGAGGAGUUGCGGUCACAGCCUCGGUCACUGCCACAGCUGUGGUGCCAGUCAUUUCUGUGGGCUCCACAAUUUAUCAGCCCCAUGCUCUGCCUGGCCAGGCCUUGACCCACACCCAUACCCAAGGACUGCAUCCCUACACCACCAUCCAGGCCCACCUUCCCACUGUCUGCACCCCACAGUACCUAGGACAUCCCCUACAGCAUGUUCAACGACCUGCUGUCUUCCCCGUCUCUGGGGCUUCAUAUGGACAGGGAAUGCACCCAGCCUUCAUUGGAACCCAGUACCCGUUUUCGGUGGCUACCAGUCCCCAACAGCCUUUGGCAGCUACAGCUGUCACCUUUCCUGGUGUUCCUGUUCCAUCUAUGACUCAGAUUGCUGUCCACCCCUACCACACAGAAACGGGCCUCCCCCUGACCACUACCGUUGCAGUGGGUAGUGUUCACUCUGGCCCCUCCAUCCAAGCCAUCCAGGCUGCUUCUCUGCCUGCUGUAGCCCCCCAGCCUUCAUUUGUUAGUACGUCCUUCCCUGCAGAAGACGAGCAGCACAGCCAGCCAAUCAGCCAGCAGGGCUUUCACUACCUACACUCUGCAUACAGAGUUGGCAUGCUGGCACUGGAGAUGCUGGGCAGAAGGGCCCACAACGACCAUCCCAAUAACUUCUCAAGGAGCCCCCCCUACACAGAGGAUGUGAAGUGGCUGCUUGGACUUGCAGCCAGGCUGGGUGAGCGAGUAAACUUUGUGUACCAGUUUUGUGUGGGAGCUGCAAAAGGGGUCUUGAGUCCAUUUGUCCUGCAAGAGAUCAUCAUGGAGGCUCUGCAAAGACUUAACCCCGCCCACAUCCAUGCACACCUUCGCACCCCUGCCUUUCACCAGCUUGUCCAGCGCUGCCAGCAGGCCUACCUGCAGUACAUCCACCACCGCCUCAUCCACCUGACCCCCGCCGACUAUGACGACUUUGUCAACAUUAUUCGUAGCGCUCGGGGGGCCUUCUGCCUGACUCCUGUGGGUGUGAUGCAGUUCAACGAUGUGUUGCAGAACCUGAAGAGAGGGAAGCAGACCAAGGAACUGUGGCAGCGCAUCUCCCUGGAGAUGACCACAUUCUCGCCCUGAGCAGUACGCCAGUGCAGUCAUGUGACCACUCUUGUCCAGUCAGGGGGGAGAGGCCGGCCCUGGUUCCUGGACUGCCAAGAUUUUAUUGUGAGCACCUCCUGUCAUUGUUGUCAACCUGUCCACUCUUUUCAUAGCCCUCACAUCAGUCUAGUAUGCAGUACAUGCUGCAACAUUCCAGUCCAGAGUGAUGGUGAUGGUGGGGGUGGGGGUUAUUUUAGGCCUGAACAACUGCAAUAUGGGACUGUUUAUGUGGGGGGAUAUUUCAGUAUUGAUGUUUUUCUAUAGAAUUAUAAGUGCAAAAAGGGUUGGAAACGUUCCUUCUCCGAAGCACCAUCUUCCUGCAGGCUUGUCCUCCUUGGUAGCGCCAAGAACAAAGCAGGUCUAUGUGCCUCAGAGCCGAGAAUCUCCACAUUUUUUUAGUUUUUAAAUUUUUAUGGAAAGUUAUCUCAUCAGUCUGGGCUCCUGUUAUUGUGCUUUGACCCAAGAAGUAGCCACUCCACCAUAGCCAGAUUACAUUUGAUAAUCUGCAAGUUUAAGAUCUGUCUUCAGAUACUAAGGUGUUUCUGUACAGAUUUGAUAUUGUGAGUUCUGGAUUUACUGGUAAAUGUUCCCUGGAACAGAGUUCUGCACCCCUGAACCAAUCUGUUAUUGCACCAAACCAAAGAAGAGCCAUGCAACAUCUCAAGCAUUACUUCAGCUUUUCUCCAAGCAUUCUCCAACCUGCUAUGGAUGUUCCCCAAGAAUUACUUCAAAGUUCCCCUUGCUCUGUCAAAUGAUUCUCAGCACUGAGGCGGAGCCAUGGCAGACACAGCUGUGCUCUUCAAAUGGGGUACUUUGACUUUUCAAAAUCUUGACAAGCUCACUCUGUCCAGGCAGCUGCUGUCGUUCUCAACCGGUCUAUUUGUUUGUGGAACUUACAGGUAAAGGUGACUUUGUAAAGAAAAAAGAAAACCAUACUGUCCUAUUUUUGUAAUCUUUCAGAGAGUAGCUGGACUGAAGCAGCCUGUGUGUAUUUGAUGUAGAAGAGGCUUAGGCUGGGAAGAAGGGUGAAGCAAUACUAAAGUUUAGAGUUUACUUAAUAAAGAGCUGUGAAAACACUAAAA
Oryzias latipes (Japanese medaka) is the source of this 8162-nucleotide messenger RNA. RefSeq names its product zinc finger, SWIM-type containing 8 (gene zswim8). Gene Ontology annotation, molecular function: zinc ion binding. Gene Ontology annotation, cellular component: Cul2-RING ubiquitin ligase complex. The record is from RefSeq and is a predicted model, not a curated record. Lineage: Eukaryota; Metazoa; Chordata; Actinopteri; Beloniformes; Adrianichthyidae.